This is a messenger RNA of Acanthoscelides obtectus, 1025 nucleotides long. The record is from the annotation of a GenBank genome assembly. Lineage: Eukaryota; Metazoa; Arthropoda; Insecta; Coleoptera; Chrysomelidae.
AAUAACACCUACUGAUAAUAAAAAAAGUCAUCUGGUCUGGGAACACUGUUCGUAUAAUGUCGGCUGGGCUGUGCUUCACACUUUUCGCCUGGUCCUGGUUAAUAUUUUUGUUGAAGUGUGAAUAACAGUGAACUUUUUAUAAAUUACUCCCCUUUGUAAGGGAUUCCUUGUAUUCAUACUCUGGGCCUACUACCUGAUUGUGACAAAUUCCAAAUCGAGGGUGAAGAUCAAGGAUUAUGGCUUCUUCUACUUCCAUUGAUGGGGAUGGGGAUACCUUUGGCAGUCUGAUUUUUAUGAGGAAAAAAGAUGGAUACCCAGUUCCAUUCGACCUAAGACCUGGGCAGGUUACAUUUGGCGGAGGAGAUAAUGCAGAUAUCCGAUUAAAAAUUGCGGAUGAACGGUUGCGGGACAUGCAUUGUUUUAUUUAUAUAGAUGAAAAUGGAGUGGCCACAGUAGUCAACAAAGCUGGUGAUGAUACGGUUAAAGUAAAUGACGGGCCAGUGAAAAAGAUGCAUGUGUUAGAUCAUCAAGAUGCGAUAGAUGUUUUUGGAAAGAUAUUCCUAUAUGAAAAUGAGAAUUUACGGUGUGAUGAAGUACAAACAGGAAAUGCUGUACCCGGUAGUAUAUCUUCCAGACAUACUAUACAUGUGUUGGCACAGAAAACGAGCCCUACAAAGAGUCCUACUUUGAACCCAAGACAAGUCUACGCACCAGUCGUGGAAGAUGCGUCUCCCGCGACACCCCCGAAUUCGAAGGGUGAUGACGCGAUCAAAACGCCUCUCAAUACUCCUGGCCUAUUCGAAGAUCUUAGGAAGAGCGUUCUACAGUCUAGAACGAGGAGAUCCGGCAAGAAAGAAGAGCCUGCUGUUGAAGAAAGCGAGCAGAAUAUCAACAAUAAAAGGGGCAGGAAUUCUAGCAUAGCUUCUCAAAGCUCUGUGAAGAAAAGGAGGACGAUAACGUACUCAGUUGAAGACGCUUCUGAGGUUGAGAUGGUAGAAGAAAGUGUCGAGUCUUUCAACAACUGA